Galeopterus variegatus (Sunda flying lemur) is the source of this 3728-nucleotide messenger RNA. RefSeq names its product oxysterol binding protein-like 11 (gene OSBPL11). Lineage: Eukaryota; Metazoa; Chordata; Mammalia; Dermoptera; Cynocephalidae. The record is from RefSeq and is a predicted model, not a curated record. Gene Ontology annotation, cellular component: cytosol; intracellular membrane-bounded organelle; membrane. The transcript is spliced from 13 exons. Gene Ontology annotation, molecular function: sterol binding. The coding region runs from base 1 to 2103 and encodes 700 amino acids.
AUGAAGGAGGAAUUCCCAAAGUGUGAUCACAUGGAAAACGUGUAUGGCUAUUUAAUGAAGUACACCAACCUUGUCACUGGGUGGCAAUACAGGUUUUUUGUUUUAAACAAUGAAGCUGGGCUAUUGGAGUACUUUGUGAAUGAACAAUCUAGAAAUCAAAAACCCAGAGGUACUUUGCAGCUUGCAGGAGCUGUAAUAUCACCCAGUGAUGAGGACUCUCACACCUUCACUGUAAACGCUGCCAGUGGGGAACAGUAUAAACUCAGAGCCACAGAUGCUAAAGAGCGACAACAUUGGGUUAGCAGACUUCAGAUAUGUACACAACAUCACACUGAAGCAAUUGGAAAGAAUAAUCCUCCUCUGAAGUCACGGAGCUUCUCACUUGCAUCUAGUGGUAAUUCUCCUAUAUCCCAGAGGAGACCAAGUCAAAAUGCCAUUUCCUUUUUUAGUGUUGGACAUUCCAAGCUGCAAUCAGUGAACAAAAAAGCUCACUUACCUCCAGACCAUCUUGUGGAAGUCAGAGAAAUGAUGUCUCAUGCUGAAGGACAACAAAGAGACUUAAUUAGACGAAUUGAAUGCCUUCCUACUUCUGGCCACCUUAGUUCCUUGGACCAGGAUCUCCUAAUGCUCAAAGCUACUUCCAUGGCAACUAUGAACUGCUUAAAUGACUGCUUUCAUAUUCUCCAGUUGCAGCAUGCAUCACAUCAGAAGGGCUCGUUGCCUUCAGGAACGACAAUCGAAUGGUUAGAACCAAAGAUACCUUUAUCAAACCACUAUAAAAAUGGAGCUGACCAGCCCUUUGCAACUGAGCAGAGUAAGCCAGUAGCCGUCCCAGAAGAACAGUCUGUUGCAGAAUCUGGACUAUUAGCAAGGGAACCUGAAGAAAUAAAUGCAGAUGAUGAGAUAGAGGAUAUGUGUGACAACAAGGAAGAUGACCUGGGAGCUGUAGAAGAGCAACGUAGUGUCAUCUUACAUCUCUUGUCACAGCUCAAGCUAGGCAUGGAUUUAACGAGAGUGGUGCUUCCUACGUUUAUCCUAGAGAAGCGUUCCUUGCUGGAAAUGUAUGCAGACUUUAUGUCUCAUCCAGAUCUAUUUAUAGCCAUCACUAAUGGAGCCACAGCCGAGGAUAGAAUGAUUCGCUUUGUCGAGUACUACCUUACCUCAUUUCAUGAAGGCCGUAAGGGAGCCAUUGCUAAGAAACCAUACAAUCCAAUCAUUGGAGAAAUAUUUCACUGUUCCUGGAGGAUGCCGAAAAGUGAGGUAGCAUCCAGUGUAAUUAGCAGCUCUUCCACCCAGGUAGUCACAAAUCAUGCUCCUCUAUCAGAGGAGUCUUUGAGCCAAGAGGGAUCGGACUGUUAUACAGUCAGAUUUGUUGCUGAGCAGGUUUCCCAUCAUCCUCCAGUCUCAGGAUUUUAUGCAGAAUGUGCAGAGAGGAAGAUGUGUGUAAAUGCUCAUGUCUGGACUAAGAGCAAAUUCUUAGGCAUGUCAAUAGGAGUGACAAUGGUUGGAGAAGGUAUUCUCAGUCUAUUGGAGCAUGGAGAAGAAUAUACAUUUUCUCUACCUUGUGCGUAUGCCCGGUCAAUUUUGACUGUACCUUGGGUAGAAUUGGGUGGCAAAGUCAGCGUCAACUGUGCAAAAACUGGGUAUUCAGCCAGCAUCACUUUUCAUACUAAGCCAUUUUAUGGCGGCAAACUGCAUCGGGUUACAGCUGAAGUAAAGCACAACAUCACCAGCACUGUGGUAUGCAAAGUACAAGGGGAAUGGAAUAGUGUUCUUGAGUUCACUUACAGCACUGGAGAGACGAAGUAUGUGGACUUAACUAAACUGGCAGUGACAAAGAAAAGAGUAAGACCUCUGGAGAAGCAGGAUCCAUUUGAAUCCAGGCGAUUAUGGAAAAAUGUGACAGACGCUCUAAGGGAAUCUGAAAUUGAUAAAGCCACAGAGCAUAAACGUACCUUGGAAGAAUGCCAGAGGACUGAAGAAAGGCAUCGUACUGAAACAGGCACACCCUGGAAAACCAAAUACUUUAUCAAAGAGGGAGAUGGCUGGAUUUAUUAUAAGCCCCUUUGGAAAGUAAUUCCAACAACACAACCAGCAGAGUGACACAUGCUAACACUCGACCAAAUGAGGUUCUUCUCUGUUUAUCCUAAACCCUCCCAGAAUGGAAUCAUUGCACUGAGUGACCUGCUUCCUGAUUUCACAGACUCAGAUUAGUUAAACACGAAUGUACCUACUAGGGCACCGUAAUACUGCAGCAAGACCAAAGUGUUAAUGAGACAAAAUGGGCCUCUCACAAACCUGUUCAUGUAAUGUGAGCAAUACCAUCUUAAAACCUUUUACCUGAAUUAUUAGAUGAUUAAUCUUUUAUCCAGUUCCUGCUCCUAAAGCUAAGUUUGAAUCCCCUAUUUUUGCACAGGGGCAGCAGAUACACACAACAGUGACAAUUCAGUGACUUUGAUUUCUAUAUAGUGAAAAGUGAAGUCUCUUUCAGAGUUUGUGUUUUGCCUUCUGUCUGUAACUGAGGUGUUCACUACUCCUAUGAACCAACCAAGAGGAGGAGGAAGAUGACCCAGAAGUGGAUUCAGCCAUUGUGCCUGAAAUCAGUGUUAAAAAAAUCAACCAGGUUGUGGUAACAAGGCAUUCUAUUUCUUCAAAAAAGACUGUGCCUGUGUCUGAGGAACUUAUCCAUUAUCCACCUCUGUUGGAACACUCUUUUAAAAAAUGUAUUUAUAAAUUGAUUAGAAUUACAACCAUCGAGAAUUUUUUCUUCUGAGCAUUUUAAUAUACUUGAAAACAACAUUGACUUGAAAAAUUUCAGAACAUUUUUCAAUACCUAGUUUUAUUAAAUAUUAUACUUGAGAGACAAUUUUUUUAAAUGUGUUCAUGUCAAUAUGAUGAGAUUUUGGCCUUUCUCGAGAACUAAGGCAUUAAAGAAAAUAACAAAUAUUUAAAAACAAAACUGUUACUUUUUUCUUCAUCUUUUUUUCACUUGUAGGUUAAUAUCCAGUAUUAUGUGCUAUCCCUCUGGAUAAGUAUGCUUUAUCUUACCUCUGUUCAUUCAGAUAUUAAAUGACUUCAUAUUUGUCAGUAAUUCAGAAGUUAUAUGUGUGGCUGAGCACAUGUAAGGUAUGGUUUUAUUUUAUUUUCAAGGAAACUUAAGUGCUGAAGAAAAAAAUGGAAUAAAAUGAUAUCAGGAGAAAAAGAUUUCAGGAAGUUGUAUUCAGGUACACAUCUCUUUUUAAAUAAGUAUUUUACUGAGGUUGCAGAAUUGCUGGCAAUUGAAAGAAUAGUGCUAAUUAUGGCUUUUAUCAUUCAUUCAAGUAUUUAUAGAGCACCUACUUAUGGUGCUCAACACUUGUUACUGCAAGCUACCUUAAUUUCCCAAGAGUGGUGCCUUACUGUUUCUUCUGAUGUGGUCUUCCAAUCAGUGUGUGUAACGUAUACCUGUUAUUCAUCAGCCAUCGUAGAUGGCUGUGUCUGUUGUAUCAUCAUAAGACGUUUAAGCUUUGUGCUCUGAUAAAUUGUGUUCUGUUAAAGGGGUUAAUAGGAUGAAAACAGCAGAACAAUUUUUCACCAAACUGUAAAUUAUAAGAAAAAGAAUUGGUUUAUGUACAACCAUUUUAAUGAUUCCCUUGCUCAAUUUUGCUGUGAAAUGCACUGAAAAAUCUCAAAAUGAGUUAUAGUUUGUGUUGAGAAAACUGAGAAAUAAUAAAACUAGAGAACAAUGA